This is a messenger RNA of Trichoderma citrinoviride, 1005 nucleotides long. RefSeq lists its product as hypothetical. The record is from RefSeq and is a predicted model, not a curated record. Gene Ontology annotation, molecular function: protein-macromolecule adaptor activity. The transcript has 3 exons. The coding region runs from base 1 to 1005 and encodes 334 amino acids. Gene Ontology annotation, biological process: vesicle-mediated transport. NCBI's taxonomy places the organism in Eukaryota, Fungi, Ascomycota, Sordariomycetes, Hypocreales, Hypocreaceae.
AUGGACGUUUCCAAUCCGAGGAGGAUACUGGCUGUUAGCCUUGAGGGCUCGGAGCAUCAUCUGAGUCGAGUUAUUAAAGAUCUCACCGGCUCAUCACCAGAGCCAGCAUCAACAUCCCUAGCCGGCACAACGCACGACCUCGACCUCAAGACCUCCUACUACACCGCCUCCGUCCCCAUCUGGCUGGACAUUAUCGCCUCCCCGUCAGAGUGGGCCUCAUCCUUCCUCUCCGACGAGGCCCGCGAGGUCCUCGCCGUCCUGGGCGGCCUUGUCCUCGUCUUCGCCAUACCGACUGCAAGUCCCGCAGCUUUGACUGCGGAUAACGAUCUCCCGAGCCUCAUUCGACACGUGGGCAGUGUCCUUCAGAAAGGCCUCGGUGGCUGGGACUGGGAUGGUGUUCGGCUGGCGGUCGGCAUUGGUGAAGGCGAGGCCGAUGAGUGGGAUGAGCUGUGCUCUGAGUUUGGGAUGGAGUUUGUGCAGCUGAAGAGUGGGCAAAAGGAGAAGAACGAGUAUGGAGAAAAGACGGGCAUAUCCCGUGUCAUGGAAGCCCUUGAAUCAAACGACUGGGAGCAGCUCAACGACGGCCCGCUCUCCGAUUUUGGCGAGACGCGGUCCGAUGAUGACGACGGAGCGGAUUUCGACCCCGAGAGCCUGGACUUUGGCAUGGAUCGUUCCGACUUUGAAGGGCUGCGUAUGGCGAUAUGGGACACAGGCCGUCUCGACGAGACUGAGAAGAACGACUCCGCUUCCGCAAAGCGAGACGAGGCAGACCAGUCCAAGGUGUCAGACGUCAGCGCUGGCUCGGCUGCUGCUGCUGCUGUUGCUGCUGCUGACAAAGAUGGCGAGGCGCAGGAUGAUCGCGAGCUCGACGACGAGGAUGUCGCCAAGGUGGAAAAGAUGAUGAGGAAGCUUCAGGCGGCGAGGGAAAUGGGCGAGGGCAUGGGCGAGGCGCAGAGGAGGCGGCUGGCAGCCAAAGCCGUCGAAGAGGUGAUGCGCGAGCUUUGA